AUGAAUACCUCAUACACCCCACAGGCGCAAAUCAUUCGCGACAACUGCGAGUUCCUCAAACCUAGACCCAGAGUCCACAACCAGCGCUCAACGAUCCAGCACUGGCAACUGCGAGAUCUGAUCACUUGUCCCAAGACCAGCGAAGAGUUCAUUUAUGUUAAUCAAAAUGCAGUAAACAGCUAUAAUACUCGAACAAAGAUUACUACGCACCUGAUGAAGGAUCUUCCAUUCCAACCUACGUCUUUGACAGCUGCAUGCGGAUACCUUGCUGCUGGUGGACAGCGCAACCAAUUGAUGGUCAGACAGAUGAACAGCAACUGGUUUGCGCAUACAAAUGUCGGCGGGUCGAUCAACAAUGCGCUUUGUAUCUCGGAGCAUCUAGGAGGGACACGUCUGCUAAUUAGUAACAAUGAUGAAACCAUUAAAGUAUAUUCCUUGCCAGGACUACAACGUCUGACCAGCAUCCAAUUGCCAACGGCUGUCAACUAUGCGUCUGUGAGCCCCGAUGGACGUAAGAUGGUAGCAGUCGGCGACUCGAAUCAAGUUUUUUUAUAUGACAUCUCAGCAGCGGGCUAUCAAAAAAUUGGCACUUACACAGCAACAACGGAGGCAAGUUUUUCAUGUGCCUGGAAUCAAUCUUCAGAAAAGUUUGCAGUAGCAAAUCAAGAUGGAUAUGUCAGUGUCUGGGAUAUUCGCCAUAGCGAGAAGCUUUGUAAACUUGGAUCAAAGCAGCAACCACAAUCAAAAGGCGCUACGCGAUGUGUCAAGUUCUCGUCAUCCGGGUCGAUUGAUCUGCUUCUAUAUAGUGAGCAUGUAUCCUACAUCAACUUGGUUGAUGCGAGGACCUUUAAUGAGAGGCAGAUUGUUCGUGUUGCGCCGCCGACUAAUGACGAACACAUCUCGGGCAUUGCAUUAAGCCCCGACAGCAAAGUCUGUUUUGUUGGUUUGGAGAACACAGUUCUUGAAUUCGAUGUAGAUACAGUUACACGAAGGAGCUUUCCUUCUGGAAGCCUUAUUUAA
Messenger RNA from Lobosporangium transversale, 1020 nucleotides. RefSeq names its product WD40-repeat-containing domain protein. Gene Ontology annotation, molecular function: protein binding. NCBI's taxonomy places the organism in Eukaryota, Fungi, Mortierellomycota, Mortierellomycetes, Mortierellales, Mortierellaceae. The coding region runs from base 1 to 1020 and encodes 339 amino acids. The record is from RefSeq and is a predicted model, not a curated record. The transcript is spliced from 7 exons.